GACAACUAAUUCAGUGUAGCUGGGGCAGGGACUCAACUAUAUAUUCAGACAUUGCAGUGACGUUGUCUGAAUUGGAAAAGAUAUUUCCUUCGUCUUUCUUCACUGUGAUGGUACAUUUGGUCAUGCACUUAGCUACUGAAGCCAAGAUUGGUGGUCCAGUUUAGUACCGUUGGAUGUACCCAAUUGAGAGGUACCUCUCACGCCUUAAGUCUUACGUAAGAAAUAGGGCUGCUCCAGAAGGGUGUAUUGCCGAAGGAUACAUAGUGGAGGAAUGUUUAACGUUUUGUUCACGGUAUAUGGAAGGAAUUGAAACUAUAUUCUCACGACCCACAAGGACGAUGGAGGAGUCAACAGGGGCAGUUUCAAGUGUGGCACUAGACAAUAGGGAGUUGACCCAAGCUCAUCCCUAUGUGCUAUUCAAUUCCGAGAACAUUUACCAGUUUCGUGAGAUGCACAAAUGUUUGACGAAGGACGAACUUCAAAAGGGCCACUGUCGUAUAUCCAAUGCUACUAUUUAUAAGCACCACAUGGAGAACUUUUGUGGCUGGUUUAGAUCUCACGUGAUGUCAAUGACUGCUACUGAUAGGGAAAGAACUGGACUUACUGAUACACUUGCCACGCUUUCCAAAGGGCCAUAUACUUCAGUAAAUCGGCUGAAACAUUAUGUCAUAAAUGGGUUAAAAUUUAGGAGUUCAAAUAUCGAGGGAAAUAGAAAAACACAAAAUAGUGGAGUUAGUGUUGCCACUGAAGGUGGCAAUACGUACUAUGGUGUGUUGACAAACAUUAUUGAGUUGAAUUAUUCUGGCAAUAUCAAACAUGUGUUAUUCAAGUGUAAAUGGGUUGAUGAUCAAAAUAGGAGGGGAUAUAAGACUGAUGAAUUUGGGUUUCCUAUGGUGAAUUUUACUCAUUCCGUACAUGGUAGGGAGGAAAUGGUGCAUGAACCAUAUGUGUUGGCAUCUUAAGCUACACAAGUUUUUUAUGUUGAAAAUAAAAGACAAAAAGAUUGGUAUGUCGUCGUUAAAAUGAAAGCCAGAGAUGUAUUUGAUGCAAGUAUUGGGCCCUAUUGUGAUGAGGAUGACACAGAUGAGUUUCUUGAGAACAUCCCGUACUCUCUCACUAGUCCUGAUGUUGGUAGGGAUGACCUUCGUUGGGGUCAAGAUGAUGUGGAAGGAAUGAAAAUUGAUGCCUCUAUCAUUGGCCAAAGAGAUCUUCAUGAAAUGGACGACUUGGAUGAGUGUGAGUUCAUUGAUGAUGACUUCAACGAUGAAGAUGACAACGAAGUCGAUUACAGUGAUGAUGAGUAGUGUAAUAGGAUACUGCUGUGGUAUGUGUAAUUGUGUUAUAGUUACUAUUGAAAUUAUAAGUUCU
Messenger RNA from Quercus lobata, 1368 nucleotides. RefSeq lists its product as uncharacterized. The record is from RefSeq and is a predicted model, not a curated record. Bases 174 to 962 code for a protein of 262 amino acids. The transcript has 5 exons. Lineage: Eukaryota; Viridiplantae; Streptophyta; Magnoliopsida; Fagales; Fagaceae.